Molecule: messenger RNA, 690 nt
Organism: Pseudomassariella vexata
Lineage: Eukaryota; Fungi; Ascomycota; Sordariomycetes; Amphisphaeriales; Pseudomassariaceae
Product: putative SPP30 protein
Exons: 2
Coding region: 1-690 (229 amino acids)
Biological process (GO): endoplasmic reticulum to Golgi vesicle-mediated transport
Cellular component (GO): TRAPPI protein complex; TRAPPII protein complex; TRAPPIII protein complex
Source: RefSeq, a predicted model, not a curated record
AUGUCCAAUCUCCAGACCAGCAAGGGCAGCAAGGAGCAAGCCGGCCUCCGCUAUCCAUCAAACGGCAAGACUAUCUAUCACCGCCCGUUAAACCGAACCCGGACGUCGGAGCUCAGCCAGGCCAGCUUCGCCUACCUGUUCUCCGAGAUGGUGGGCUAUGCCUCGAAGCGCAUAGAGAGUAUUCAGGAUCUAGAGAAACGCCUUAACACCCAAGGUCACCCCAUCGGCCUCAAACUUCUCGACCUCCUCCUACACCGCGAGCCGACACGGAGCCAACUCCGCCCCCUCAACAUAAUCGCCCUCCUGCACCUAAUCAAACAACAAGUCUGGACCUCAUUAUUCGGCCGCGCUGCCGACGGGCUGGAAAAGAGCUCCGACCCAUCCAAACCCGACGAGUACAUGAUCAUCGACAACGAGCCCCUCGUAAACGCAUACAUCAGUGUGCCCAAGGACAUGUCGCAACUCAGCUGCGCAGCCUACGUGGCGGGCAUCGUGGAGGGGGUUUGCGACGGGAGCGCGUUUCCCGCUAGGGUGACGGCGCAUAGCGUUGGGAAGCAGCAGCAGGGAGGGGAGGAUGGAGGGGCUGGGGGAGCAGACGGGGGAAAGGAGAUGUGGCCUGGACGGACGGUGUUUCUGGUUAAGUUUGCGCCUGAGGUUAUGGAGAGGGAGGGAUUCUUGGGAAAGGGCUAG